Durusdinium trenchii is the source of this 1491-nucleotide messenger RNA. The record is from the annotation of a GenBank genome assembly. NCBI's taxonomy places the organism in Eukaryota, Dinophyceae, Suessiales, Symbiodiniaceae.
GUUCCUUCGGCUGGGAUGGACCUGCUUUAGCUGAUAUUUAAACUACACAUCAAGUAUCCCAGGUGUCUUAGCAAACAGCAACUGGGUCAGUGCUACCCGCAUGCUGAAGACAGCAUAAGAAGGCUCAAGAUAUCAGCUGGCUGUAGACAGAGAGAUGAACAGUUUGUGUCCUGAGCAUGGUCUUGCAAAGGCUUGUUGACUGAUUCGCAAUGCCUGAAGUGGACGAGGAUGAGCUAUCUGAUUCCACAAGGGCGGCCCUUCGGAUACAAGAAGAAAUCGAUGGAAAUGGUCCGACCACCAGUUCCAAAAGCACACCUUCCUCUCGCAAGAGCAGUGCGCAGGUGUCAAAUGGCACGCAUGGGGCAGUUACUGGAAUCGCACUUGGUGAAUAUGCUCACAAAAAGGGUGGUUCUGGAACAGUCCACAUCAAGAUGAAGGGGAGCAAGGCCGGCUUUUUCAGCGAGAGUUUGGAAUCUCUGGCGUAUCGUCAUGACUCAGACGAUGAGGUUAAUCCGGAGGCACCAAGUGGAAGCUUUCGACAAAAGGACUUGGCCAGAGAAGCAAGUGGCACCGGCAGCCAAGCUGUGGGCUUGGAUGGCAAGGUCUACAGCUUCAUUGAAGCGCCAAGCGAUGAUGAAUCCAGCGCUGAAAGAAAUGCCCCGAGUGCGGUGAAGGAUAAAGGCAAGUCCAAAAAAAAAGUGAAGAAGGACAGCCGGGAAUAGCUUAACUUGCGAUGUCUCUUGUGAUCAGCAACAGAACUGGAAGGGAUUUAGCUUCAUCUCAAAGCAGGCAAAACCUCAACUUUAUCAAAUUUAUGUUUGUACUGUACACUGUGCAUGCUACUUGUUUAGUGCAACCCUUUUCUUGCUCUGUCGAACAAUGACGUCUCCCGGUGUUUCUCUAUCAUUGAUUAUUCAUCAGGUUGCAACGCCAUUGCGUUGCCAACAUCAGCCAAAAUCUCUCUCGCAAAGCGCACUCUCUCUUUGUCAAUGGGCCUCUACCGUGCAGAACCAAUGCAGACGUGUGCUUGAAGAGUCCACCACAAGGGUGUACGGUAUCCCAAAGCUUCUUCCAUGAAUAGACCAGAAUAGUCACUUGAUGCUGGACAAGCAACACUUCCUGUUCAAAGAAGACUAUAUAGACGCCUUGUCAAAUAGUUGCUCAAUACAGUACAGUGGACGAAGAGACUGUCCUAAGACGGGCAAAGUUAGAUUUCAAGGAACACAUAAUACAUAUUAACAUAAUAUUCGCGCCGCUACGCGGCUGGGCCCGCCCGCACCGGAGAGCUAUCUGCUGAACCCAGCUACGGCCUUUCAACUAUUUUGCUGUUUGCCGUGGUAUCAGCAGGGCAGUCGUAUAGUAUAGUUGGACUGGUGUCCUACCGUCCCGACUCUACCUGGCUAAUACGAACCCCUAGCCAGCUAGAGCCGUACCAUGAAGCCGCUGAUGUUUGUUUAUGCCGGUUCUACCGGACCAAAUCUUCAAAAACUC